This is a messenger RNA of Solanum verrucosum, 3060 nucleotides long. Its product is annotated as 1,4-alpha-glucan-branching enzyme. The record is from RefSeq and is a predicted model, not a curated record. Gene Ontology annotation, cellular component: cytoplasm. The coding region runs from base 53 to 2770 and encodes 905 amino acids. Gene Ontology annotation, molecular function: hydrolase activity, hydrolyzing O-glycosyl compounds; cation binding; 1,4-alpha-glucan branching enzyme activity. Lineage: Eukaryota; Viridiplantae; Streptophyta; Magnoliopsida; Solanales; Solanaceae. Gene Ontology annotation, biological process: glycogen biosynthetic process. The transcript is spliced from 14 exons.
AUCAGAACAUAUAAUAAGGCAAAAGCUGAAGCAAAGUACCAUAAUUUAAUCAAUGGAAAUUAAUUUCAAUGUUUUAUCAAAACCCAUUCGAGGAUCUUUUCCAUCUUUCUCACCUAAAGUUUCUUCAGGGGCUUCUAGAAAUAAGAUAUGUUUUCCUUCUCAACAUAGUACUGGACUGAAGUUUGGAUCUCAGGAACGGUCUUGGGAUAUUUCUUCCACCCCAAAAUCAAGAGUUAGAAAAGAUGAAAGGAUAAAGCACAGUUCAGCUAUUUCCGCUGUUUUGACCGAUGACAAUUCGACAAUGGCACCCCUGGAGGAAGAUGUCAAGACUGAAAAUAUUGGCCUCCUAAAUUUGGAUCCAGCUUUGGAACCUUAUCUAGAUCACUUCAGAUACAGAAUGAAGAGAUAUGUGGAUCAGAAAAUGCUCAUUGAAAAAUAUGAGGGACCCCUUGAGGAAUUUGCUCAAGGUUAUUUAAAAUUUGGAUUCAACAGGGAAGAUGGUUGCAUAGUCUAUCGUGAAUGGGCUCCUGCUGCUCAGGAAGCAGAAGUUAUUGGCGAUUUCAAUGGAUGGAACGGUUCCAACCACAUGAUGGAGAAGGACCAGUUUGGUGUUUGGAGUAUUAGAAUUCCUGAUGUUGACAGUAAGCCAGUCAUUCCACACAACUCCAGAGUUAAGUUUCGUUUCAAACAUGGUAAUGGAGUGUGGGUAGAUCGUAUCCCUGCUUGGAUAAAGUAUGCCACUGCCGACGCCACAAAGUUUGCAGCACCAUAUGAUGGUGUCUACUGGGACCCACCACCUUCAGAAAGGUACCACUUCAAAUACCCUCGCCCUCCCAAACCCCGAGCCCCACGAAUCUACGAAGCACAUGUCGGCAUGAGCAGCUCUGAGCCACGUGUAAAUUCGUAUCGUGAGUUUGCAGAUGAUGUUUUACCUCGGAUUAAGGCAAAUAACUAUAAUACUGUCCAGUUGAUGGCCAUAAUGGAACAUUCUUACUAUGGAUCAUUUGGAUAUCAUGUUACAAACUUUUUUGCUGUGAGCAGUAGAUAUGGAAACCCAGAGGACCUAAAGUAUCUGAUAGAUAAAGCACAUAGCUUGGGUUUACAGGUUCUGGUGGAUGUAGUUCACAGUCAUGCAAGCAAUAAUGUCACUGAUGGCCUCAAUGGCUUUGAUAUUGGCCAAGGUUCUCAAGAAUCCUACUUUCAUGCUGGAGAGCGAGGGUACCAUAAGUUGUGGGAUAGCAGGCUGUUCAACUAUGCCAAUUGGGAGGUUCUUCGUUUCCUUCUUUCCAACUUGAGGUGGUGGCUAGAAGAGUAUAACUUUGACGGAUUUCGAUUUGAUGGAAUAACUUCUAUGCUGUAUGUUCAUCAUGGAAUCAAUAUGGGAUUUACAGGAACCUAUAAUGAGUAUUUCAGCGAGGCUACAGAUGUUGAUGCUGUGGUCUAUUUAAUGUUGGCCAAUAAUCUGAUUCACAAGAUUUUCCCAGACGCAACUGUUAUUGCCGAAGAUGUUUCUGGUAUGCCGGGCCUUGGCCGGCCUGUUUCUGAGGGAGGAAUUGGUUUUGAUUACCGCCUGGCAAUGGCAAUCCCAGAUAAGUGGAUAGAUUAUCUAAAGAAUAAGAAUGAUGAAGAUUGGUCCAUGAAGGAAGUAACAUCGAGUUUGACAAAUAGGAGAUAUACAGAGAAGUGUAUAGCAUAUGCGGAGAGCCAUGAUCAGUCUAUUGUCGGUGACAAGACCAUUGCAUUUCUCCUAAUGGACAAAGAGAUGUAUUCUGGCAUGUCUUGCUUGACAGAUGCUUCUCCUGCUGUUGAUCGAGGAAUUGCGCUUCACAAGAUGAUCCAUUUUUUCACAAUGGCCUUGGGAGGAGAGGGAUACCUCAAUUUCAUGGGUAAUGAGUUUGGCCAUCCUGAGUGGAUUGACUUCCCUAGAGAGGGCAAUAAUUGGAGUUAUGACAAAUGUAGACGCCAGUGGAACCUCGCGGAUAGUGAACACUUGAGAUACAAGUUUAUGAAUGCAUUUGAUAGAGCUAUGAAUUUGCUCGAUGAAAAGUUCUCAUUCCUCGCAUCAGGAAAACAGAUAGUAAGCAGCAUGGAUGAUGAUAAUAAGGUUGUUGUGUUUGAACGUGGUGACCUGGUAUUUGUAUUCAACUUCCACCCAAAUAACACAUACGAAGGGUAUAAAGUUGGAUGUGACUUGCCAGGGAAGUACAGAGUUGCACUGGACAGUGAUGCUUGGGAAUUUGGUGGCCAUGGAAGAACUGGUCAUGAUGUUGACCAUUUCACAUCACCAGAAGGAAUACCUGGAGUUCCAGAAACAAAUUUCAAUGGUCGUCCAAAUUCCUUCAAAGUGCUGUCUCCUGCGCGAACAUGUGUGGCUUAUUACAGAGUUGACGAAUGCAUGUCAGAAACUGAAGUUUACCAGACAGACAUUUCUAGUGAGCUACUACCAACAGCCAAUAUCGAGGAGAGUGACGAGAAACUUAAAGAUUCAUUAUCUACAAAUAUCAGUAACGUUGACGAACGCAUGUCAGAAACUGAAGUUUACCAGACAGACAUUUCUAGUGAGCUACUACCAACAGCCAGUAUCGAGGAGAGUGACGAGAAACUUAAAGAUUCAUUAUCUACAAAUAUCAGUAACAUUGGUCAGACUGUUGUAGUUUCUGUUGAGGAGAGAGACAAGGAACUUAAAGAUUCACCAUCUGUAAGCAUCAUUAGUGAUGUUGUUCCAGCUGAAUGGGGUGAUUCGGAUGCAAACGUCUGGGGUGAGGACUAGUCAGAUGAUUGAUCGAUCCUUCUACGUUGGUGAUCUUGGUCCGUGCAUGAUGUCUUCAGGGUGGUAGCAUUGACUGAUUGCAUCAUAGUUGUUUUUUUUUUUUUAAGUAUUUCCUCUAUGCAUAUUAUUAGCAUCCAAUAAAUUUACUGGUUGUUGUACAUAGAAAAAGUGCAUUUGCAUGUAUGUGUUUCUCUGAAAUUUUCCCCAGUUUUUGGUGCUUUUCCUUUGGAGCCAAGUCUCUAUAUGUAAUAAGAAAACUAAGAACAAUCACAUAUAUAAAAUGUUAGUAG